AUGUCGUUGUUUCCCGCCAAAAGGAAAAACAAUCGUUUGAGGUUCCCGCUCUGUUGCUUUUUAUGCGCAUUCUCCGUAUCAAACUACGCAAUCGCAAACGCGCGAAGGGUUUCUUUCCAACAAUUCCAAGGCAUGGACAUGUCAAAUCCUGCUGUAUUUGUAAAUGCUCAGUUGAUUCCCAACUUUACAGGGAAGAAAGUAAGAAUAGUGGUUCAGGUGAAUCAAUGUGAUGGCGGGGUUGCCACAGCAAAAUCCACUGAUGACUCUCAAUUAAUAAUAAAAGGGUUACCACAAGUUCCCAUUAUGAAUUUUAUUGAGGUCAUUGGUAUUGCUGAAAGCAGCAACUCCAUUGAUGCCGAAAUAUGGACUGACUUUGGCAACACAUUUGAUACCAACUCUUACAAUCAGCUGUGCCAACUAGCAAAUGGUGAAUUCAAAGGUCUGUUUCUCUAG
Messenger RNA from Sphenostylis stenocarpa, 453 nucleotides. The record is from the annotation of a GenBank genome assembly. NCBI's taxonomy places the organism in Eukaryota, Viridiplantae, Streptophyta, Magnoliopsida, Fabales, Fabaceae.